Molecule: messenger RNA, 1080 nt
Organism: Wallemia mellicola CBS 633.66
Lineage: Eukaryota; Fungi; Basidiomycota; Wallemiomycetes; Wallemiales; Wallemiaceae
Product: HAD hydrolase
Exons: 5
Coding region: 1-1050 (349 amino acids)
Biological process (GO): glycerophospholipid biosynthetic process
Cellular component (GO): mitochondrion
Source: RefSeq, a predicted model, not a curated record
AUGAUGUUCACGAGGGCGUUAAGAAUAAGUAACAGCAUAAGAUUAUACUCCACCGCACGUCCACUCGCUUUUGCGUUUGACAUUGAUGGUGUUCUCAAACAUGGUUCUUUCGCUAUCCCGGAGGCAAAACACGCAUUAAAGAAAUUAGAUUCACUUAAUAUUCCUUAUAUUUUUAUUACAAAUGGCGGUGGUACAAAAGAAAGUGAUAGAUGUAAAGCUUUAUCAAAGGAUUUCGAUAUACACGUAGACGAAUCACAGAUAGUGCUUUCUCACACGGUGAUGAAACCACUCUCUGAACGUUUAAAAAAUGACAAUAUUCUUGUCAUUGGUGGUGAUGAGCAUGGCCAAAAGUGUCGUGAAAUCGCCGAAUCAUACGGAUUCAAGAAUGUAUACGUACCAGCAGACAUACUCAGCUGGAAUAAGUUUAUCUACCCAUUUGCUUCUCCACCUGCACCACAGGAUGCAAUGGCACAACCUCACACUUAUCAACGCAAGCAUGUUGACUUUGCGAAAGUACCAUUCUCAGCAGUCUUAGUAUUCAAAGAUAGCGCUGACCAUGGUCUUGAUAUUCAAAUCAUUUGUGAUCUUCUUCGCAGUAAGGAUGGAUUGCUUGGUACAGAAAACAAUCAAGGGAAGCAAGGCGUCGAACUACACUUUUCGAAUCCUGAUUUAAUUUGGACUACGGAAUACCCUCAACCGAGACACGGUCAAGGUAUGUUCAUAGAAGCUCUCAAGACAGUACACAUGAUUAGAAGCCCUGAAAUUGAGCUCAAAUAUUAUCAAUAUGGAAAACCACAUGCUAUAACCUAUGAAUAUGCAGAUAAUUUACUUCAACAGUUGUUAAAGAGUAAGACAAACAUAACUGAGAAACCAAGAGUUAUAAUGGUUGGUGAUAACCCUGAUUCAGAUAUUCAAGGUGCAAAUUUAUUCGGUUGGCAGUCAGCACUCGUGAGAACGGGUGUAUAUACUCAUGGUAUACCAAAACAUGAACCUAGUAUAAUCGUAGAUAAUGUUUUAAAAGCAGUUGAUUGGGCUCUAUCCAAUAACUAAUGAAUUAAUGAUAAAAAUAUUUUAAAUUUG